UUCUGAGGGAGAAGCGUAUCCCGAUCCCCGGAGCGCCGUGCACCAACCGGACUCCUCCCCUCCCCCUCCCCAAAACACCGGCGUCCUCCACGACUCCCCCUCCCCGCUCCCGGGGUCCAGGUUGCCCCUCUACACCCCCACCAAGGGCGCGCUGUACCCGGAUUAGCAGCCUGCGGGCUCCUCAGCGCACGGAUACACGGGGCCCUGUCCUCCUGCGAACCGAGCGGCCGUGUCCGGGCUGAGCAGUGCACGACGACGGUGGUGGAAGCGGCGGGUGUUGUUUGUUGACGAGAGUCUCGUUACAGCGGGCGGGAGGGGGCAGGCCGGGGGGAGGAGGAGAAGGGAUCGGCUCCUUCCCCGCUCCCCCUCUCUCUACAUGUCCGCCGCAGCCAGGCGGAAGAAGCACCAUCCCGGAUUAUCUUCCCUCAGCUUGUGAGCACCGUCUUCCUACGGGGGGUGGAAAGGCCUCUCUGUCCCCGCUCCCCUGAAGGAGCCGCCCGGAGGCCGCGGGCUCAGUGUCUAAGAGAUGGGAAGUAAUGACAUCGGGCGACUCGUUUGAAGUACCUGCGUAGAUACGGCCAUCCUACAGCUUCAGGAUGAAUGGGGAUAUGCCUCAUGUUCCCAUCACGACUCUAGCGGGCAUUGCUAGUCUCACAGACUUGUUGAACCAGCUGCCUCUUCCAUCUCCUUUACCGGCUACGACUACCAAGAGCCUCCUGUUCAACGGGCGGAUAGCGGAAGACGUGAACUGCCUUCUCGCCUGCCGGGAUGAGCCGCUGGUGUCUCAGCUGGUCCACAGCCUCAACCAGGUGUCCACGGAUCACAUAGAACUAAAGGAUAACUUGGGGAGCGAUGAUCCAGAAGGGGACAUACCGGUGCUGCUGCAGGCCACCCUGGCCAGAAAUCCCAAUGUCUUCAGGGAGAAGAGUAUGCAGAACAGAUACGGAGUACAAAGUGGGAUGAUGAUGUCUCAGUUCAAGCUUUCCACAAAUUCCAUGCAUGGGAGCCCCGCAUCUUCCACUUAUCAACAAACAACCACUAUCUCACACAGCCCUUCCAGUCGAUUUGUGCCACCCCAGUCCAGUUCUACAAACAGGUUUAUUGGCCAGCAGAAUAGUCCUGUUCCUAGUCCAUAUGCUCCGCAAAGCCCUGCAGGAUACAUGCCAUAUGCCCACUCUGGAAGUUACCCGCAGCAUCAGCAGAUGCAACAAGCAUCUGUUUCAAGUCCCAUAGUCGCCGGUGGACUCAGAAACAUGCAUGAAAAUAAAGUGUCCACCCAGCUGUCGGGCAACUCUGCAAACCACCAUGCCGACAACUCCAGGCACGGCACCGGUGACGAAUAUAUCACCAUGGUACAAAGACUGGGUAGUGAGGAUAGUGAUUCUUCAAUUAGAAAUGCUGCCUCCUUUUCGCUGAGGUCUCCACAGUCUGUAUGCUCGCCAGCUGGCAGCGAAGGAACCCCAAAAGGAUCAAGACCAUUAAUCCUACCGUCUCAGCCUCCUCCUUAUGCCUCUCCACGCGAUGCUCCUCCUGACAUACUGCUGGACUCCCCAGACAGAAAGCUGAAGAAACAAAAAAAGUUAAAAUUAACUAAGGAUGAGAAGGAGCAGAGUGAAAAGUCUGCAAUGUAUGACAUCAUAAGUUCUCCUUCCAAGGACUCCACCAAGCUUACGUUAAGACUUUCUCGUGUGAGAUCUUCUGAAAUGGAUCAGCAAGGAGACCUUCUUCCCAGCAUGGAGGAUAGUAACUUGUCGGAGGGAGACUCUUUUAACGUGCAGUACCCGGGGCACCUGUCAAAAACACCAAUGACUCCGCAGGACAUAAGUCGCCCGCUGAAUGCUGCCGCUUGUUUUCAGGAGCAAGCAGAUUUCCUCCAAGUGCAGCAGCAAGUACCCGUCCUACAGCCCAACACAUCCGCCGCUGCAAAACCGCCUCAACCUCCUGUGGCUCCGUCACAGCACCAACAACCAGGGAGCAUAACGCCAUACGACGAAGUGGAACUGGACGCCCUGGCAGAGAUUGAGAGGAUAGAACGGGAAUCUGCCAUCGAGAGGGAACGGUUUUCUAAAGAAGUCCUGGAUAAAGAUAAACCCUUGAAGAAGCGCAGACAAGAUUCCUAUCCAUUAGAAGCUGGGGGUGCUACCGGAGGAAAUAAACCAGCUUCCCUGGAAACAGAUGCCGCAGGGAAUGGUUCGAGGCCGGCGCUGAUGGUCAGCAUCGAUCUUCUGCAUGCCGGCAGGGGGGACACUCAGGCAACUGGUACUCAGGACUCAGACUUCGUCAGGCAGCCUGAAGAUGCAAAGCACUGCAAUGAUGGAUUUGUUCCUGGUCCACAAGAGUACGCUGCUGGAUUCCUUAAAUACAACCCAGAGACCAACCCAGCGACACCAAGAAAAGAGUCUGACCUGGAAGCCGAGAAUCCGGAUAAUUCUUUUAAGAGCACAGCCGAAAACAGGCCGGAGGAAUUGCAGAAUGAAACCAAACCUUUCGACAUCAAAGCUGAACCUCCGGAGUGCGGCGAAGAACCUUCGGUUUUUGAGGACAGCAAAGUGGAGGCCAAACCGGAGGGCUUUGAAUUAAGCUGCGAGGACACUAAGGUGGAGAACAAGUGUCUCGAUCAGGAGGUAAAGCUCGAGAAACAGCUCAGCGAGGCCGCAAACGAGGACAAGCCGUGUAAUGUUGACGAGAUAAAACAGAACGAGAACAGUAAUGAAUCUGAUACCAAAACUGAUCCGAAACCGAGCUCCAAUACCCCGAAGCAACGGACUGAGGGGAGGCAAGACGCACCCAAACAAAAAAGCGAGGGCAAGCCGGAUACGCCUAGACAGAAGACUGACGGAAAGCCCGAGCAGCUUAAGCAAAAGAGCGAGGGGAAAACUGAGCAGGCUAAGCAAAAGAGCGAGGUAAAACCUGAUGCACCCAAGCAAAAGAGUGAUGGGAGGGCUGAGACACCCAAACAGAGGAGUGAGGGCAAAGUCGAUACCCCCAAACAAAAGAGCGAGGGCAAGUGUGACACUCCUAAGCAAAAGACUGACGGGCACCCUGAAACACCCAAGCAUAAGAGCGAUGGUCGGCCAGAAACACCCAGGCAAAAGAACGAGGGCAGACCAGAGACGCCUAGGCAGAAAUCGGAGGCGAGACCGGAGUCUCACCGCUCCAAGGGUGAUCCAGAGCAUCCAGAGGCGACCAAACAAAAGUCUGAUGGCCGUGCAGAUACGCCGAAACACAAACACGAUAGAAGAGAUUCCAUCAGAUUGUCAUCAGACAAGAGACCGGAUACGCCGAAACAAAAAUCAGAUUCCAAAUGCGAGUCCUCUAAAGCGAAGUCUGAAAGCCGCUCCGAUGGGGGCAAGCAGCAGAAGGUAGACGGGAGACCUGGGCACGAUGGUUCAAGGCGCGACCACGAAAGCCCAAAACAGAAAUCCGAUGAGAAAGAUUCCGACAGGCACAAAGGGGAUAUGUCACGGGUCCGGAGGCCCGAGUCCUUAAGAUCGUUCAACAAAAAUGAACUGGAGUCAAAACACGGGGGCAAUAAACCUGAUGCAUCAAAAAUGGAUAAAUCUGAAAAGAAACACAGGCACGAUUCUGACGAGACACGGGAUAGGCUUUCAUCUGGAGAGCAAAAAUCAAGGCCGGGUAGUCCUCGGAUUAAACCCGACGGUAAACCUGACUCUAAUAAACCGAAAUCGGAUAAACCUUUAUUAAAAUCGCCUACCGGCAAAGAUGACAAAAGGACCGAUGGUAACAAAAGUAAGGUGGAUGGGAAUAAAACGCACGGCGACAAGGCAGGGUUCCCGAGUUAUUUGUUGGGUGGGAAUCAGGGUGCGCUGAAACACUUUGUCAUUCCAAAGCUCAAGCGGGACAAGGAUGGCAAUGUCACUCAGGAACCUAAACGAGCGGAAUUAAAAGGAGAGCAGAAAGAGAGAGGGGAAAAAAUCGGCCUGGUGGAAGACCUUAAUAAAGGUGCGAAGCCUGUGGUGGUUCUCCAAAAGCUCUCUUUGGAUGAAGUGCAGAAACUGAUUAAGGAACGAGAAGACAAGUCAAGGGGUUCUAUGAAAUCCAACAAGAACCGACCUUCUAAGCCUAGCAAAGGUGGAAUAGAUCAGUCGGUGUUGAAGGAGCUGCCGCCGGAGCUGGUGGCGGAGAUCGAGUCCUCCAUGCCGCUCUGCGAGCGCGUCAAAAUGAACAAACGCAAGCGCAGUACAGUGAACGAGAAGCCCAAAUACGCAGAGAUCAGCUCCGAGGACGACAAUGAGAGCGAAGAGGCUUUCGAACCAUCCAAGAAGAAGCAGAAGAAAGAUCAGGACUGGCAGUAUGCGGAGCGCGAGAGGCGAAGCUCUGGUGAUCACCGGCGGAGCGGGAACGAUUCCAGAAGAAGUGGCCGAUACAGGGAGCGUAGCCCCGAGGACUCUGAAAUGGAAGAUUCUCCACCUCCCUGCCUCAGUGAUGUGGCCCGGAGAAUGAAGAAGAAAGAGCGCCAGAAGAAAAGGAAAGCCUAUGAGCCGAAACUCACACCUGAAGAAAUGAUGGACUCCUCAACGUUUAAAAGGUUUUCUUCAGCCGUUGAAAAUAUUUUAGAUAAUUUAGAAGACAUGGAUUUCACAGCAUUUGGCGAUGAUGAUGAGAUUCCUCAAGAGCUCCUUCUGGGCAAACAUCAGCUGAACGAGUUGGGCAGCGAAUCUGCAAAAAUUAAAGCUAUGGGCAUUAUGAAUAAGAUCUCAUCAGAAAAAAUGGUGAAGUUACUAGGCAUUCUCGAGAAAAACAUUCAGGAUGGCUCAAAGCUUUCCACGAUGCUCAACCACAACAAUGACGCCGAAGAUGAGGAAAAACUCUGGCGAGAUCUUAUAAUGGAGAGGGUGACGAAGUCUGCCGAUGCCUGUCUAACGGCGGUCAACAUUAUGACUUCUCCGAGCAUGCCAAAGGCGGUUUAUAUCGAAGAUGUCAUAGAGCACGUCAUUCAGUACACUAAAUUCCAUUUACAGAACACGCUUUAUCCGCAGUAUGACCCAGUCUACAGAGUGGAUCCUCACGGAGGAGGACUAAUGAGUUCAAAAGCCAAACGCGCCAAGUGUUCAACCCACAAGCAGAGAGUCAUAGUGAUGCUCUACAACAAGGUGUGCGACAUUGUGGCCAGCCUGUCCGAGCUGCUCGAGAUACAGCUGCUCACAGACACCACCAUCCUGCAGGUGUCGUCAAUGGGAAUUACACCAUUUUUUGUAGAAAGUGUCAGCGAGCUGCAGCUGUGCGCCAUCAAGCUGGUCACCGCGGUGUUUUCCAGGUAUGAGAAACACCGGCAGCUUAUACUUGAGGAGCUUUUCACGUCUCUCGCGAGGCUGCCGACCAGUAAAAGGAGUCUGAGGAAUUUCAGGUUAAACAGCAGCGAUGACGAUGGCGAAGCGAUGUACAUCCAGAUGGUGACGGCAUUGGUGUUACAGUUAAUCCAGUGUGUGGUACAUUUACCGUCUGAUAGAGACGCAGAGGAGGAGUCCAACAAAAAAGUCGACCAAGAUGUUUUCAUCACAAACUCCUAUGAGACAGCCAUGAGAACAGCACAGAAUUUCCUAUCGAUUUUUCUCAAAAAAUGCGGAAGCAAACAGGGAGAGGAGGACUACAGGCCUCUCUUUGAGAACUUUGUGCAGGACCUUCUGUCGACGGUUAAUAAGCCCGAGUGGCCUGCGGCGGAGCUGCUUCUCAGCUUAUUGGGGAGGCUUUUGGUGCAUCAGUUUAGUAAUAAAUCUACUGAAAUGGCUCUUCGAGUGGCUUCUCUGGAUUAUCUGGGAACGGUGGCUGCGCGACUCAGGAAGGAUGCCGUUACCAGCAAAAUGGAUCAGGGAUCAAUCAACCGGAUCCUCAAGCAGGCCCCUGAAGGUGACGAAAUCCAGCAGCUCCAGAAGGCCCUUCUAGAUUAUUUGGAAGAGAAUACUGAAACGGAUCCAUCAUUGGUGUUUUCUAGGAAGUUUUACAUCGCUCAGUGGUUUCGUGACACUACAAUGGAGACUGAGAAAGCCAUGAAAUCCCAGAAGGAUGACGACUCUGAUGGCGCUCACCAUGCGAAAGAGGUGGAAUCCACGGGAGAAAUAAUGCAGCGAGCCGAGAAACGGAAAAAGUUCCUCCGGACCAUCAUUAGGACUGCGCCAUCUCAGUUUAGCACUUUGAAGUCAAGCUCGGACACGGUGGACUAUGAGGAUGCUUGUCUAAUUGUACGAUACUUGGCCUCUAUGAGGCCGUUUGCUCAAAGCUUUGAUAUUUAUUUGACUCAGAUUCUGCGGGUACUUGGGGAGAAUGCUAUUGCGGUCAGAACGAAAGCCAUGAAGUGUCUGUCUGAGGUAGUUGCUGUGGAUCCCAGCAUCCUUGCAAGGCUGGAUAUGCAGAGAGGUGUUCAUGGAAGGCUGAUGGAUAACUCCACCAGCGUCCGAGAGGCAGCAGUUGAGUUACUCGGUCGCUUUGUGCUCUGUCGACCUCAGCUUGCGGAGCAGUAUUACGACAUGCUGAUCGAGAGGAUACUGGACACUGGAAUCAGUGUAAGGAAAAGAGUCAUUAAGAUCUUAAGAGACAUCUGCUUGGAGCAGCCAACUUUUCCCAAAAUCACUGAAAUGUGUGUCAAAAUGAUUCGCAGAGUAAAUGAUGAAGAGGGCAUUAAGAAACUAGUGAAUGAGACAUUCCAGAAGCUCUGGUUCACUCCAACUCCACAGAAUGAUAAGGAAGCGAUGACCAGGAAAAUCCUGAAUAUAACUGACGUGGUUGCGGCUUGCAAGGAUACAGGAUACGACUGGUUUGAGCAGCUUCUUCAGAAUCUGUUGAAGACGGAAGAGGAUGCAUCCUAUAAGCCUGUGAAGAAAGCGUGCACGCAGCUGGUGGAUAAUCUUGUCGAGCACAUACUGAAAUAUGAGGAGUCUAUGGCAGAGACUGACAGCAAAGGUGUGAACUCCGGCCGGCUCGUAGCCUGUAUAACCACUCUGUUCCUGUUCAGCAAAAUCAGGCCUCAGCUUAUGGUGAAGCACGCCAUGACCAUGCAGCCUUACCUUACCACUAAAUGUAGCACACAAAAUGAUUUCAUGGUGAUAUGCAACGUCGCAAAGAUCUUGGAGCUGGUCGUACCGCUGAUGGAACAUCCCAGCGAAACGUUCCUGGCGACGAUUGAGGAGGACCUCAUGAAGCUGAUCAUCAAAUACGGCAUGACGGUGGUGCAGCACUGUGUCAGCUGCCUGGGGUCUGUCGUAAACAAAGUCACUCAGAAUUAUAAAUUUGUGUGGGCAUGUUUCAAUAGAUAUUAUGGAGCACUUCUAAAGUUAAAAAGUCAGCACCAAGAGGACCCGAACAGCACGGUCCUCACCACAAACAAACCGGCUCUCCUGCGAUCUCUCUUCACCGUUGGAGCUCUGUGUCGCCACUUUGAUUUUGAUCAGGAGGAUUUUAAGGGAAGCAGUAAGGUCAACAUAAAAGAUAAAGUUUUGGAGCUUCUUUUGUACUUUACGAGGCAUUCAGAUGAGGAGGUGCAGACAAAAGCCAUUAUCGGUCUUGGGUUUACAUUCAUCCAGCACCCAAUCCUAAUGUUUGAAGCAGAUGUGAAGAACCUGUACAAUAACAUUCUUUCGGAUAAGAACUCCUCUGUGAACUUAAAGAUCCAAGUUCUGAAGAACCUCCAGACCUACCUGCAAGAGGAAGACACCCGCAUGCAGCAGGCUGACCGCGACUGGAAGAAGGUGUCCAAGCAGGAGGAUCUUAAAGAGAUGGGUGAUAUUUCCUCAGGGAUGAGUAGUUCCAUUAUGCAGCUUUACCUCAAACAGGUCUUGGAGUCCUUCUUUCACACCCAGUCCAGCGUGCGUCACUUCGCCCUGAAUGUCAUAGCAUUGACUUUGAACCAAGGCCUCAUCCAUCCUGUUCAGUGUGUGCCGUAUCUGAUUGCGAUGGGAACUGACCCCGAGCCGUCCAUGCGCAACAAAUCGGAUCAGCAGCUCAUAGAAAUAGACAAGAAAUACACUGGAUUCAUUCAUAUGAAAGCUGUGGCCGGCAUAAAGAUGUCUUACCAAGUGCAGCAAGCUAUCAAUUCCGAUGCGAAGCGCAUAGUGCGUGGCUUCCGGCAGGACGAAUCGAGCAGCGCCCUCUGCUCCCACCUGUACUCCAUGAUCCGGGGGAACCGGCAGCACCGACGCGCCUUCCUCAUCUCCCUGCUCAACCUGUUCGACGACGCGGCGAAAACGGAAGUGAAUAUGCUCCUGUAUAUCGCAGACAAUCUGGCGUGCUUUCCGUAUCAGUCCCAGGAAGAGCCCCUGUUCAUCAUGCAUCACAUAGACAUCACUUUAUCGGUUUCCGGCAGCAACCUGCUGCAGUCCUUCAAAGAGUCUAUGGUUACAGGAAAGCGGAAAGUAAAGAGGAGGCCUUCUGAGGCAGGGAGCGAGAGCGACAGCGAGGAAGAAGUAAUCCGGCCCCGGAAGGCGAGGCGGCGCGUCAAUUCCGAGUCGGACUCUGACAACGAGGAUGAUGUGGAAUACGUCCUGAGCUGCUUGCCGGACAGCGCUGCGCCUCUAAUUGACUUUGCGAACGCUUCCCAAGGAAUCCUUUUGCUCCUAAUGUUGAAACAGCACUUGAAGAACUUGUGUGGUUUUUCAGAUAGUAAGAUUCAGAAAUACUCUCCCUCGGAAUCGGCUAAAGUGUACGAUAAGGCUAUAAACCGGAAAACCGCGGUCCAUUUUCACCCCAAGCAGACCCUGGAGUUUCUGAAGAGGGACAUGGCCCGCACCAAGAUUAACGACGACGUCAAGAGAACGAUUGCAAAGCAAUAUCUGGAUUUCAAGUUAUUAAUGGAGCAUUUAGACCCCGAUGAGGAGGAGGAGGAAGGGGAGGUAUCGGCUAGCACAGAUGCCCGAAAUAAAGCCAUUACCUCACUCCUUGGGGGCCACAGCCCUAAGAACAAUGUGGCCGAGACCGAAGAAGAAGAAAGUGAUGGGGAGGAGAAAGCGGGGGGCACGUCGGGGCCGAGGAAAUCGAAACGCUUGUCAGACUCUUCAGACGUGGCAGCGCAGAUGAAUGAAACUGUAGAUGUCCAGGACGUUAUUGCAAUAUGUUGUCCAAAGUACAAGGACCGACCUCAGAUUGCAAAAGUAGUGCAGAAAACCAGCCACGGCUUCAGUGUUCAAUGGAUGGCUGGCUCCUACAGUGGCCCCUGGGCUGAGGCAAAACGCCGCGACGGCAGAAAACUGGUGCCUUGGGUAGACACUAUCAAAGAGUCAGACAUUAUUUACAAAAAAAUAGCUCUAACGAGCGCUAAUAAGCUGACUAAUAAAGUGGUUCAGACUUUACGAUCGCUGUAUGCAGCCAAGGACGGGACUUCCAGCUAAUACAUUUGUAUAUUUGCAGCCAAAUUUACAGGAAAAAAAAACAAGAAAAAAAAAAAAACACACGCAACUUGAAAUCUCAGCAUUCUGGCAAAAAAAUAAAUAGUUUAAAAAAAAAAAAACACAAACCGCAAAAGAUCAGUUUUAUGAAGAGUAAGAACGGAACUUGGGCCGCCUGAAGGAAAUGUUUGGUAAACAUUUUGUGGGAGCUUCCUUCGCUGUUGUACAGCAGAAACUUCUCAGUUCAUUUUUACUCCCACUGUAUUAUAGUUUAACAAAAAUUGUUUAUAUCUUGAAGAAUACUUUUCUGUUUAAAAAAACGUCAAAAAAAUUACAAAAAAUAAACAAGUGAAUGUUGAAAAUUAGUCUGUUAAUGUUCUUAAUAAAGUGUUCUUGGAGUUAACCUAGCAGCGGAUGGCUUUCUUUAGCUUAGCCCGGUUUCCAGGGAAAGCAUUGGUUUUAUUUUUUAUUUUAUUUUUUUACCCUUUUGUUUUUUUUUUCUCCAGGCUGUAAAGUGGUGAAUGCUCUGGAUAUAUCUAAUUUAUUCUGUUGAAACAAAGCAUGCAGUAUCUAUGACCUAUCUGCAGGAGGAGGAAUUUUUUUUUUUUUUUGUAAAUGUAGAUUUUUGAUGUAUUAGGUCGCCCUGAAAUUAUACGCGGAAAGGGGUCCCCCGGAGUACCUGCUGGAGAUAAUACUGCAAUAAAUUUUUUUACUACUUUGUUACUUGUCUGUUUCCAUUUGAAUUUCUUAAUGUAAAGCUGUUUUAAAUCUGAUUAUAUUAUUUUGCAGUAUUUUAUGUAAAAUUUAUUAUCAGUCGUUUUCAACUCGAGGCAUAAGAUAUUGUUUAUACAGUUUGUAAAGUGACUUCGAAAUAACCGGUAUCUUUAUUUUCGUCCCUAUAAAAAGGGUAUAGACACGAUUUAACUCCCGAUUUUAUUGUAUUCUGAAAUAUCUAGUGUUAACUAUAUGAUUUAGCACUGUGCCAAACACCUUUUGAAGAAUGUUUGAUAUAAAAAGAAACUAUAGUUUA
Messenger RNA from Spea bombifrons (plains spadefoot toad), 10365 nucleotides. RefSeq names its product NIPBL cohesin loading factor (gene NIPBL). The record is from RefSeq and is a predicted model, not a curated record. Gene Ontology annotation, molecular function: chromatin binding. Bases 597 to 9338 code for a protein of 2913 amino acids. Lineage: Eukaryota; Metazoa; Chordata; Amphibia; Anura; Pelobatidae. Gene Ontology annotation, cellular component: Scc2-Scc4 cohesin loading complex. Gene Ontology annotation, biological process: establishment of mitotic sister chromatid cohesion; replication-born double-strand break repair via sister chromatid exchange; establishment of protein localization to chromatin. The transcript has 47 exons.